Molecule: messenger RNA, 2179 nt
Organism: Cinara cedri
Lineage: Eukaryota; Metazoa; Arthropoda; Insecta; Hemiptera; Aphididae
Source: the annotation of a GenBank genome assembly
CGUUGAUAAGCUCACAAUCACUAACGCACGUGCAUUAAUUUGCCGGCACUCGGCAACGGUCAGCCACUCUGUUUUACGUGUGAAACCGUUUGUUUUUCGUUCUACAAAUGUUUCUGUAAUAAUUCGUAUAAAUCACUACUAUCUAUUUUCUGUUUAACGGCGAUGUUUGCCGAACCGAUAAAUCCGGGAAAUGUCGACACGUCUCUUCUUCGAACGCACUAUUGACCUUUUGAAACUACGCGGUUUAAAAUGAGUAAGGUAAUGUCGUUAUUUCUUUUGUUAUUACUUACUUUUCCUCACUUACUCUGUACCUACGUAAGCGGCAAAACAAUAUGGAAACUCGACUCGUAUGUUUUAGACCGUCCGGCUGGAUGCUACGUCGUGUCGAAACGCUGUUUGGCGUAUGGCGGCCUACAGUCGUUUGGCCGUUCUGGUCGUCCAGUACCUGUCCAACGCGCUGAUUUCCGACCAUCAGGCUCGAGACGUGUUCAUAUCGCCGUGUCUCGGUGACGGAGACGACACCGUCGUCGGCCGUGUCGUAACCCAUUUCCUGGGCGGGUUCCUGCGGUGGGACGCCCAAUAUUUCCUGCACGUCUACCGGUACGGUUACACGUACGAAAACGCGUUGGCCUUUUUCCCCGCGUUUCCCGGCGCCGUGCGCCUGUUGGCCGCGAUCGUGCCCGGCCAUCCCAACACCGCGUUCCUCGCCGUGUCGAUCGCUUUGAACAACGUCGUUUUCGUUUUCGCCGCUUUGGCCCUGUACGAUUUGACGUUGCGCGUGCACGACAACGACGUGCGCACGGCCUACAACUCGGCCGUGCUGUUCUGUUUCAAUCCGGCCAGCGUGUUUUUCUCGGCUCCUUAUUCAGAGUCUCUGUUCGCCCUGACGACGUUUUACGGGAUGUACCAUGUGCAACGCGACAGCGUUUGGAAAUCCGCGUUGUGUUUUGGCUGCUGCGCGCUGAACCGGUCCAACGGGCUGCUCAAUUCCGGCUAUCUGCUGUACUCGGCCGUUCGAACCGCCGUGACCAAAAGAAUACUAUUGUUCAAAUUUGUUUUAGGGUCGUGUUUGGUGUUCGCCUGUUUCGGUUCGUUUCAGUUAUACGGUUAUUACAAGUUUUGCACCCUUCGAGGACACUACUUCGAACCGAAAAUUGUUGACUACGCCCGCGCCAAUAACCUUGUGAUGCCGAAUAACCAUACCGUACCUCUGUGGUGUGGUGUGCGUUUACCGUACUCGUACGUCCAAGAGAAAUAUUGGCAAAAUAUUGGCUUCUUAAAUUAUUACCAAUUCAAACAGAUUCCCAAUUUUAUGUUGGCAUUCCCUUGUAUCUUUUUACUGUUAAACCACGGAUUCAAAUAUUUUUACAACAACAAUAUAAUGUAUUUAGGCCUCAGGGACCGAGAUAAACCAGAUUUCGUGUAUGUCGUUCAUUCGACUGUUCUAACAUUAUUCUGUCUAUUUUGCAUACACGUACAGGUCACCACCAGAAUGUUGGCGUCUUCUAGCCCCGUGUUCUAUUGGGCUUGCGGGUCAUAUUUUCAGUUUCCGCUAAAUUUUAACAGAAUAACUUACAGACGUGUAUACAACGAUUUUAAAUCUAGACUGGUCGUAUUAUAUUUUCUGGCAUACUUUGUUGUGGGCACGGCACUUUUUGUUAACUUUUUACCAUUUACCUAAACUAACCAAAUAUGUUCAUAAUAAUAAUAGACUAUUUUAAAUGUAAAUGUUGUUACUUAUAUGUUUACUAUAAGAAAAUAUUGUUCAUGAUGUUAUUGUUAACUGUUAUUCAUUUGAUAUUUUAAAUUUACAAAUGUUAAAUUAUGUCAAAAGUUUAUUGUACCUGAAAACAAAUAAGUCAUUAUUAUUAAUUGGUAAUUAAUUAAGUUAGGAACUCAAACAUUUAACUUAUAAUAAUUCAAAUAGUGUUUUAAAUAUUUUUAUUUAUCAUUGUUUUGAUGUAUUUUGUAAAUGUUUUGAUAUACUUAUAUAUUACCAAUAAUAUAUUAUUAAUAAUUGUUUUUUAAAUGAUUACAAAAACAUAAAUUGGUAAUUGCUUAUACAGUAUUAAAACAAAUAUUUUUAAAUUAUUUUAUUUUAUUUAUAUUUUAAUGGGACCAUAAUACCAAAAAAUAGUGCAAAAAAUACAAAAUAACAUUAAAACAGCAACAAAAAACA